This is a messenger RNA of Branchiostoma belcheri (Belcher's lancelet), 2255 nucleotides long. Its product is annotated as ADP-ribosylation factor-like protein 13B. Gene Ontology annotation, molecular function: GTP binding; GTPase activity. Gene Ontology annotation, cellular component: non-motile cilium; ciliary membrane. Gene Ontology annotation, biological process: non-motile cilium assembly; receptor localization to non-motile cilium. The transcript is spliced from 10 exons. Lineage: Eukaryota; Metazoa; Chordata; Leptocardii; Amphioxiformes; Branchiostomatidae. Bases 245 to 1684 code for a protein of 479 amino acids. The record is from RefSeq and is a predicted model, not a curated record.
UCACGUUACCCCGCGAUAUGCAAAUGAGCCGUCAUAACAAUGAGAAACAUGGCGGCGUUUCGAGGCAGUGCCACGGAAUUCCUCUGGAUUUCGUAAUUUUUUUCCCGUUUCUGAGGAAUCCAAGCCCGUGUGACACUACCAGACUAUCGCCGAAGCUGUUCUUAAAUACUUAGAUUGAGAAAAAUCUGGUAAAAGCGCUCAUCGAGUGUUGAACUUGACAAAAAAACUCGCCGAAACCCAGCCGAUGUUAAGCAUGAUGGGCGGCUGUCUAUCUGGGUUGUUGAGCAAGGAAGAGAGAAGAUCUGUAACACUUCUGACAGUAGGACUAGAUAAUGCUGGCAAGACGUCCACCAUCAAAGUAGUUAGUGGAGAAAACCCGGAGGGGGUUGCAGCAACUGUUGGAUUUUCCUCCCAGGAGUUUAAAAUAGGACGUUAUGACAUCACCACCCUGGAUUUGGGGGGUGGGAAGAACAUCCGUGGGAUCUGGCCGCGUUACUACGCCGAGGCGCACGGAUCAGUGUUCGUGGUGGACGCCAGCGACAGAGACCGGUUUGACGAGGCCCGGACGAUGUUGGAGGAUUUCCUGGGGGACCCGCGAAUUUCAGGAAAACCAGUGCUGGUCCUGGCUAACAAACAGGACGUAGAGGGAGCAGCAGAUGAGAAUGAUGUGUGCAGUGUUCUGUACCUGGAACAGAUGGUCAACAAGUACAGAUGUCCAUGUAAAAUUGAGCUGAGCUCCACAGCAGCAGGGUUUGGUAAGAAGGUGGACCCAAACAUCAGCACAGGUUUCCGCUGGCUGCUGGACCAGAUCGGGAAAGACUUCUCACACCUCAGUGUCAGGAUAGAGAAGGACCUGGAGGAACAGAAGGAGAAAGACGAAAAGGAGAAGAAAGAAAGAAGAGAAAGAGUGGCAAGAGCCAGAGAAGAGAGGAGAAGAAAAGAAGAGGAAGAGGCCAGGAGAGAAGGCAGAACUAUUGAGAAGAGCGAUGAUGAAGAAGAAGCAGAUUUUGAAGGAAACCCUUUCAAACCCAUGGACAGAGUAAGGGCGGAUCUUGCAAAGAGGGACCAAGAAAAGAAGGAGAGAAAGUUAAGAGAAGCAGCAGAAAUGGAGGAAAACGAAGAGAAGAAGAAAAAGAAGAAGAAGAAAAAGAAGGCGAAAGACCCAGAUAACGAGCAGCUGGAGAGAUUAGAGGGUAAGGAGAGGUCAGAGGAAGACACGACGACGUCAACAAGCAACAACCACUCCUCGUCUCACUCCGACGCCUCGCCGCAGCAGUCCUCACGGAAAGACGACGAAGACGAAGGCAUCGAGAUCACGCCCUCGAACUCUGACCUCAUGCAGCAGAAAACGGAGGAGAGUAGAGAAGAGAGAAAGGAGAAGAAAAAGAAGAAGAAGAGGAAGAUGAAGAAGAACAACCGGGUUGCCCCCGGUGAUCAGGAGGAGCUGGAGCAGAACGACACGCCCUUCCCAUCACCCCGCGGGGCGCGCGCCAUCCUGCCACCCAUCGGGCCCCCGGGAGAGAGGAUGCUGGGAAGCCGGGCAAGCAGAAAGCCAGCACUGGAGCCGCUGACGGAACCCAGUAAUGAAGGAGUGGCAAAGUGGUCUCUAGCAGAGGAUUUAGAAGAGCCCAUGUCAGUCAGACCCUUCAGACCAAACUCAGACGACGCUGACAUCAUCACAUGAGGACUGUGGGAGGGACAGAUGAUUGACACUUCAAGGGGAUGAUUGACAGGUGCAGGAAAUGAUUGACAGCUGCAACAAGCGAUUGACGGGUUUCUCCAUGGACUACAGUAUGGUGUAGUUAGGAAUGGGAAGGGGAUGAAGCAAUAUUUUCAAACUUCAGAAUAAUCGUCAAGAAACAGCAAAGAUUGACAGAUGUGCAGUAGCAGUGGAUGAAGUGUAAGAUAGGGGGCACUACAUGUGCUGAGCUUCUAAAUGUGUGAAUAUUGUUGGGAGAAUCAUUAUCUAUGUACAAUAUGGAGAAGCCCCCAAUGUUUAAUCUCCACGCAGAUGUUUUGGUAGCCAAUGCAGCCUGUAUCCAAUAGGCAAGAUAAUGGCUAAUAGGCUUAAUUAGGCUGGCUGUCAGAAAACGGUAACAAUCUUCCCUAAAACCUUUGCUUGUGCUUGGAGAGUACCCAAUGUGCCCUUGUGCUUCCACUAGAUGCCUAAUAGUUAUGCCUGUCUACUGUUCAAGAGCAUGAGAAUUUUGAAAACUGAAAAUGGUCAGAAGAACAUACAGGCGAAAUAUUGAUAU